Pristis pectinata (smalltooth sawfish) is the source of this 1368-nucleotide messenger RNA. RefSeq lists its product as uncharacterized. The transcript is spliced from 10 exons. The record is from RefSeq and is a predicted model, not a curated record. Gene Ontology annotation, biological process: establishment of localization in cell; mitotic cell cycle checkpoint signaling; mitotic sister chromatid segregation. The coding region runs from base 83 to 1249 and encodes 388 amino acids. Gene Ontology annotation, cellular component: nuclear body; kinetochore; dendrite. Lineage: Eukaryota; Metazoa; Chordata; Chondrichthyes; Rhinopristiformes; Pristidae.
GACAUCACCGAGGCAUCAGCCAAUGGCGGGAGGAGUUUGUCGCGGGCCUGCAGUUUGAACGGCCGAGCGAGCGGCGGGUGAAAUGUUGGCGGCGGCGGCGGGGCUGCUUAAAGAGGUAGAAGCUGCAAAAAAUCUUCCCAAAGAAGAAGAAUGUGUAACAGACGAAGGUCCCACUGUCGUUCAGCAUGCAAUUGGUUUUCGGAGGAACCAGAAAAUGAUGUUUCGACAGCUGAAGACGUGUGCUUUGUUGUUAGAUCUGGUGAAAAACAGUGAUGCCAAUGGGAUUAAAGAAAUCGACCAGCAGCAGGAUAUCCAGCGGAAAGUUAAUGAAACAAGACAGAAGUGGAAGAGCUUGAAGUCAGAAUGUCGAGUGCAAGAAGAGGAGCUGCAAAACAUCUCCACAAUCCUACAGAAAUUCCAAGCUCUGGAGGCAAAACAGCAGGCUCUGAGGGACGCUGUUCAGUUAUAUGAAGCAAAGAAACAACAGCUUGAAGAGGUUGUUCAACAGAAGAGGUUACAGCUUCAGGAGGAGCAGAAGCUUGGAUUGGCUGAAGAGAAGAGCGUGAUUGAGCAAGGCAUUGAGGAAUGCUCCCUGUCUAUAAGCAAGUGCCGUGCCUUGAUACAACAGGCACAGAAAGCAGUCCAGCUAUUGGCCAGGAAAGGUGGCUUCAGUGACAGCAUACGUCCUUGCGAUUUCCACACACUGUCACAGCUCCACCAGAUUAUGGAAACCCAGUCAGGUGUGAAAGUCCUGGGGCUCUGUGAAGAUCAAGUGACUCUUCAGUUUGAUCCCCGUGCGCUGAUCCCACUGACCAAACUUGCUCCACUCGUGCUCACAAUAACCUGGGCUGACAAUGGAACAGCGAAGCUCGAGACGAACUGUGCCUUCCUUGACCUGUCUGAAAUGGAGUCAGCUGAUCUGCCCAACGUUACAGCUGAAACCUGGAAACGUUACAUGAGCCAGGCUGAACUAUGGGGGGAAAUCCAGUACCUACAGAACAGGUACGCUAUUGAUUGGCUGGAAAAUGAACGAAAGCUGAGGUUUUUACAUUCGAUUGCUGGCAGCUCCUCAAACGUUGUUUACACCUUGUACAUCGAGCACGGUUACCCAGGCGACGGCGAGGUCAAGCUCAGCUCCAUCCAAGAGAACAAUAGGCUUAUUGAUAUAGUAACUAAGCCUCCACAAGACAAACCAUUGCUCUCUGACUGGUUGGAGUAUCUCAACAACUUGGAGUGUCAGCAAGGAUAGAGGGCCUUUUCCUUUUAUGUGUACAUAUGGACUUGCAGUAAGCUGCAGAAAAUGACAUUUUCUCUCUCUCUCUCGCUCUGUCUCUUGCUCUGAUUAAAAAGUUUGUUAUGGUCUGCAGU